UUCUGGAGUCAUCAGUAUGUAACCAUCAUCAUCUUACCUUGUCUUUUUUAUAUCUCUUGUCAGGUUGGUGAAGGGUUGAUAUGGUCUCAUGGAGAAACCCACAGGAGGUGCUUUUCAGCUCUUGCCCUUACGCCGGCAUUCAGUAAUGCAGCCAUUCGGAAGCUCACAUCGGUGUUUUAUGACUCCGCAUACAAGGCCAAAGGACAAUGGGAUAAUGUUAUAGAAUCAAGCAAAGAUGAUGAUGCGGUCAUCGAGGUCCGGAAUUGGUGCGUAGCUUUUCUAACUUGCAAUUUGGACACAGUUGGCAUUGCUGGUUUCUCCCAUGAUUUUGGCUUGCUCGAUGGAAAGCCUGCCAGCGUGACUGAAGUGUUUGAUACAUUUGGAAGCAACCAAAAGGCUUCAGCAGUGAAUAAAGUUUUUAUCCUGCUCGCAUCAGUAUUUCCUAUCAUUCUCAAGAUCCCCACUAAGUGGCAAAAUCUGUUCAAGAAACUUGACGUUACCAUGGGACAAAUAUCUAACGAAUUGUUGAUUCACAGCCGCCGGGAAAAGGAUGUCAGCAUAGGCGAGAGAGGCCAGGAAAAUUAUAUCAUCGGAUUGUUGAUUAAAUCUGAAGGUCAAGAUACCGAGUUCCAUAUGUCGGAGGAGGAAGUAAUAGCUCAGAUGAAGCUCUUGCUUCUCGCGGGUUAUGAGACAACAUCCAGUGAGUCGGUUUCUUGCCCACUGCUGUCAUACUGGCUGAUUCUUCAUCUACAGUUAGUCUUACGGUGA
Messenger RNA from Suillus plorans, 768 nucleotides. Its product is annotated as cytochrome P450. Gene Ontology annotation, molecular function: oxidoreductase activity, acting on paired donors, with incorporation or reduction of molecular oxygen; iron ion binding; monooxygenase activity. The annotation marks the transcript as partial. NCBI's taxonomy places the organism in Eukaryota, Fungi, Basidiomycota, Agaricomycetes, Boletales, Suillaceae. The transcript is spliced from 6 exons. The record is from RefSeq and is a predicted model, not a curated record.